This is a messenger RNA of Emiliania huxleyi CCMP1516, 1241 nucleotides long. RefSeq lists its product as hypothetical. Lineage: Eukaryota; Haptophyta; Isochrysidales; Noelaerhabdaceae. Bases 169 to 1221 code for a protein of 350 amino acids. The record is from RefSeq and is a predicted model, not a curated record. The transcript has a single exon.
CCCUGUUCGACGGGAGUUCUCGCUGCGCUAGGCUCAGACGGGAGUUCGCGCUGCGCUAGGCUCAGACGGGAGUUCGCGCUGCGCUAGGCUCAGACGGGAGUUCGCGCUGCGCUAGUUCGCGCUGCGCCCCCCUGCCUGCGCUAUCUAGGCUCAGUGUACACGCGAAAAAUGCUCGCCGCCGCUGUGGUCACCGCGGCGUCGCCUGACCACCUCGUCGUGCUCCAGCACGGCCUCUACGGCGGCGCUUCCAACCUUGCCGUCCUGCGGCAGUGCCUCGUCGGCAUAGGCGGGGACAACGUGCUGGUGCACCUCGCCUCCGCCAACGAGGGCAUGACCCGCGACGGCGUCGCUGCCGGCGGCCGGCGCCUCGCCGCCGAGAUCCGCUCCGUCGCCGCGUCCGCUCCGUCGCUCGAAUCGCUCUCGCUGGUGGGAAACUCGCUCGGUGGGCUCUACGUGCGUGCGGCGGCGGCCGAGCUGUACGGCGGCGGGCAGCAGGAGCUCGGCCUCGCUCCCAACACAUUGGUGACGACAGGGUGCCCGCACCUGGGCGUGCGCCGGUACACGUACCUGCCGCUCCCUCCCGCGCUGCACUCGCUCGGCGGCCUGGUCGCCGGCCGCACCGCGUCCGACCUGCUGCUGCGCCGGACCGACGCGGACCCGCGCCGUCCGCUCCUCGUCGAGAUGGCGGACCCCGACUCGAGGUACGGCGUGGCGCUGCGCUCCUUCCAGCGGAGGCGGCUGUACGCCAACCUGCGGGGCGACUUCAUGGUGCCGUUCGGCACCGCCGCCAUCGAGACCGGCGGCUGGGCCGCGGGCGUGGGCGACGGGCGCCUCGUCGCGCGGUUUGCGGCGCGGCGUGACGUGGUCUUUCGUGAUGUGGAGGUGUGCGGAGGCCGCGCCGACGGCAUCGGCGUCGUGUGCGAGCAGCGGCAAGAAAGGGCGGAGGAGGGGGCGGAGGGGGCGGAGUGGGAGGAGGAGAUGCGGGCCGGCCUGUCGGCGGUGGCGUGGGACAAGGUGGGGGUGAGCUUCCGCGCCGCCGGCACGCUGACACCGCUCGCGCACAACAAGCUGCCCGCGCUGCGGCGCGAGGGGUGGAGGCGCGCCUUCGAGUGGGUGGAGCAGGCGCAGGAGGGCGUGCCGGUGAUGGAGGACGCCGCGCGGUUCGUGGUGGGCGGCCGGGGGCGAGGGGGCGAGGGUCGCGGUGGGGAGUCUUCCUCGUAAAAAGCAACGAAAAGGGAGAC